This is a messenger RNA of Aspergillus alliaceus, 295 nucleotides long. RefSeq names its product 60S ribosomal eL37 domain-containing protein. Gene Ontology annotation, molecular function: structural constituent of ribosome. The transcript is spliced from 2 exons. Gene Ontology annotation, biological process: translation. Lineage: Eukaryota; Fungi; Ascomycota; Eurotiomycetes; Eurotiales; Aspergillaceae. Gene Ontology annotation, cellular component: ribosome. The record is from RefSeq and is a predicted model, not a curated record. Bases 87 to 251 code for a protein of 54 amino acids.
AUAUCAUUUCCGUGCGCAGGAUUUCGUGACGGACGAUUUAUUUUUGCUGACAAUUGCCGUGUUCUUUUGCAGUUCCAUAAUUCAAGAUGACGAAGGGUACCUCCAGCUUUGGCAAGCGCCAUAACAAGACUCACACUCUUUGCAGGCGUUGUGGUCAGUACUCCAUCACUCCGAAUUGUCGCCCGACAAAAUUUGCGGAUCUCUUCCGGGAUACAGCUAGGAAGGUCGGAAGAUUGAUUCAGAUAAGCUAACUGGUUGCGAUUUUUCGUUUGGGAUAUUCAGGCCGCCGCUCCUU